UAGUUAUUACAACUACAAAUGAACGUAUCGAUGUACACCAUCGCAAGUUUCGUGUCAGACUGACACUGUUAGAAUUAGACGUGGGGAUGAGCUUUAUUUAUUUACUAUCCGAAGUAAACCUUUUUUGAAAUAUAAUUGUUAGUGAAAAACAUAUGAAAAGCAGUUUCUUCUUAUUACAAUUAUUAAUUUCUGUGCAAAGAACAAACAUGAUUUCUAAUAGCUAUGUCCAAUGAGGAGCGUCUGCGGAAGCUUCUAUCUGAUUUAGGAAAAGCUACAUUACGUGGGGUCCGCAAAUGUCCAAAGUGUGGAACUUAUAAUGGAUCGCGCGGUUUGUGUUGUAAAAACAAACAUUGUGAUGCAGUAUUCAAAGAGCCUGGUGAAAAAAGAAAAUUGUCAACAGAGGCUUGUAAACUUAUUACUGGUACAACUGCACAAGUCUUCUCCGUUAGAGUACGAGACAAAGGUCCAGAUUAUCGUGGAUUUGUUCAGUUACCAUUAAUAAAUGCAACAAUUUCUAAUGAAAUGACAACACUUAUUUCACAAUCUACAGCACUGUGCUUUGUUGAUAGUUGUGAAAGGAGUUUUGAUACCAGUGUUCUCAAAUGUCAUGAAAAGGAUACGACCGAUGUGCCUGUUUCUACAUGCCAACAUAUACAGGCAGCUUUAAGAUGUUACGCAGAAGCGCAACCAUUAACGUUAAGGAAUUCUAUUUUAUCAACAUUAAGUGUAAAUAAUGAAAUGAAACAAGAAAUUUGGUUACUGGCUACAGAAACUUCAGGUCCGUUAGUGCAACGUGUAUCUAAGAAUAUAAUGGCAGUGAAGUGUAAAGCUUCACCAAAGCAUCCAUUAGGUUACCUUCAUUUUUCUCUCUUUAUUACAAAAUUGAAAGAUAGAAUCGAACAUCGUUAUUUUUGUUCUUGUUCUUCAUUUAAGGGUGUAACAAAAACGGCAGGAGAUAAAGCAGAUGUAGCGCAAUCGUUGCAGAAUAAACGUUGCGUACAUUUUUAUGCAUGUAUUUGCGCAUUUGCUAGUGAUGUAAAGUUAUCAGAAGAAUUCAGUUUUUACAUAAAUUUAGAUCAGACUGAUUUCAGUAUACCAAAACCAUUAACAACAAUGUUGCAGAAUAAUGAACAAGAUAGAAUAGUUGGAAUUGAUCUUGAUGGUCUAACUACAGAUGAUGCAGAUACACAUCUUCUAAUAUUUCGCGAUGAUACUUUAACAGUGCAGAGUUUAGAUGGAAAUAGAUUGGACUUAGAUUCAAUGAAUUUGGAUUCUACAAUCUUACCAAAUAGUAUUGUUGAAAAUAUAGAAGUAGAAUGUGAUCGUACCUUAUUAGAAGAUAAUAAUAUGAUAUCACAGGUUCACAAUUUAGAAGUAAUUAAUCAAAAUGGCGUGCUACUUGGUGGAAACACGGUCAAAAUAUUAGAAGAUCAAACAACUAUAGAUUGUAAAUACAAUGUGCUUAAUAAUCGUCAAUAUAUCCUAAAUGAUAAUAAUAUAAAGGUAUUGAAUACUGGAACUUUAAAGGUCCUCGAUACAAGUGCUAUUUUGGAUGUGAAUAAUAUAAAAUUAAUCGAUACCAAUACCGUUUCAAACACAAAUGGUGUGAAAAUAGUAAAUAAGAAUGUAGUAAUACCCUAUGAUACUGGAAAUGUAUCAAGCACGGGAACUAGUAGUACACAACAGCCAAUUUCUACAAAACGAAAAAGGGAUGAUAAACCAUUAAUUACAAAUACUACUAGUUUGAAUAAUUUGAACUCAAUAGAACCGAGAAAAGCUAAAACAAAGUCACAAAUUGUUAAAAAGUAUCAAAAUCCGUGCGAAGAUUUAGACGAAGCCAACAUACACUUACCAUUUAUUAAAUGGUUAGCAUCGAUAACUGAAAGAAUAAAUCAAACUAUGCAUUUUCAAUUCGAUGGGAAACCUGAUCCUCUGGUAUUUCAUGUACCACAAAUAUUUUUCGAUUGUUUACGAGAAAGGAUAUCUUGCGGAGGUAAAAAGAAACGAUUACCAAAUUCAACGACAGCAUUUGUCAGAAAAGACGGUGUACCGUUAGGCACAUUUACUAAAUACACAUGGCAAAUUACUAACAUUUUACACGUCAAAAGUAUUUUUGACACCCCGCUUAUACCUUUAGAAGUCACAAGAAGUUUUGUUCAAAAUGCUGAUGGUACAUACGAGUUGUAUAAGCGGGAGGAAACAGAAAUAGAUCGGUAUAAAAAAACCAAUAAUAACGCGUUGAUUAAACCCUUAGAAUUAAAAACGUAUCUGAAAGUUGGAAAUACUUCCCCAAACCAAAUCGAACCAACACCGUUUCUGAUAGAGUGGAUACCGGAUAUCUUGCCAAUAUCAAAAAUUGGUGAGCUUAGAAUUAGAUUUGAAUUUGGUCAUGUAAAAAAUGAGACGAAUCAUAGAUGGAGAAAAAUAGCUUUAUUAAAAAAUUAUUGAAUGUAUAAUUUUGUAAUAAUUAUCUUUGUAUUACCAAAUUUUCACUUUCCUAUUAUCAACAAUUACGAAAUCUGAGAAUUUUUUCCGUGGAAAAAGAAACGAUAAGUAUAAAAAGCUAUUUUGAAAAUUUUCUAGUAUAUAUGUUUGGAAUAUUGAUCCAUUCAAUACAUAAUAUUUUGUCGUAAAAGCAAUAAAGAGAAUGUUUUGCAAUCGAGAAAAAGUAUGAAUUUAAAGUACUAUAAAAGACUGAUCUAAUUUUACAGUAUCAUUUUCGUGAAAGCACGGUUUUUCUUAAAAUAAAUCAUUCAUAUUUUCAUAUCACGAUAGUAAUUAUACUGUAUCAUAUUGCAAGACCAGUAUCUUUUGUUCAUUAAACGUAUUCAUUAUACAUUUAUAAAUUAAUUUAUUGAAAAUAAAUGUAUUACAAAUUAUAUUUAUAUUCUUGAAAAAAAAAAGAGUACUAAAUUGUAUUAUUAUUGUAUAAGAAUGUGAUAUAUUGUAAAUAUAUAAUUUAGAUCGAAUGUUGUUAUGUAAAAGUGAAAACGUUUACAAUUAUACGAAGAAACUCCGUUUGUUUUAUGAUCUUCAAAAUAAAUUACAUAUCUAACA
Molecule: messenger RNA, 3057 nt
Organism: Hylaeus anthracinus
Lineage: Eukaryota; Metazoa; Arthropoda; Insecta; Hymenoptera; Colletidae
Exons: 6
Coding region: 223-2448 (741 amino acids)
Cellular component (GO): nucleus
Source: RefSeq, a predicted model, not a curated record